GGCUGGCUUUACUUGUCAAUUUUUUUUAUGUAAGCUGAGCAUUUUGUAAAACGAGUCAACGAAGCUUUCUCUAAUCCAUCGCGCUAAAUUCAAUAUUUAAUAUUGCUCGGCUCUAUUUUCGUCAAAUUUGUUGCAUUUCAUUUACAAGAUCUUUAGUUCAUAAUCUGUACAUAUGAACCAAUGACUGCAAGACGACGAAGAGGGGGCUCAGAAUCGGAACAGUCCCCAAUUAUUGUAACUGGUGGAGCUUCCUAUGCUGGUAGUGGUUCUGGAUUCUCUUCUGUGUAUCGAGAUGAUGACUCCGGGAGCAUAGACGGUGCUUCUUUUGGUAACGGUGCUGUUCCUGCAUUUAAUCCAACCAUGACAUCACGGGAUAGAACUAAUGAAUUUGCAAGUGCUGUGAGGUCCUUGCAAGGGCGACAAAUCAUUCAUGCAGCACAAGCCAGAGAUCCAAGAAAAGCUAGGCAUAUCCAAAGCUAUGCUGAGUUUAUGAUGAUUGCAAGAACUAUUGGGAAAAAUAUCAGUAGUACCUACUCCAAGCUUGAAAAACUCACACUGCUUGCCAAACGUAAGUCUCUAUUUAAUGAUAGGCCCACUGAAAUUCAAGAAUUGACCUAUAUUAUCAAAGAAGAUCUGAGUAGUCUUAAUGGACAAAUUGCAAGACUUCAAGAAGUUGCGCGCAGUCAACGUAGAGCCCAGCAAACAGGGAGAGCGCAUUUAUUAUCUCACUCUUCCAGUGUAGUCCUAGCUCUUCAAUCUAAACUUGCAUCCAUGUCCUCAGAAUUCAAGAAUGUUCUAGAAGUUAGAACUGAGAAUUUAAAACAACAAAAAAGCAGGAGAGACCAAUUCUCUCAAGGACCAGUUUCCAGCUCUCUUCCUCCCUCAGCACUCUCUGGACACCAUCAUGGGUCUGUUUUGCUGGCUGAAGAGCAAGUGGCUAUUGAUAUGGAUGAUAGAAGUCCCUUACUUCCCCCCACUCAAAAACAAGCCCUUAUAUAUGAUGAAACGGAUAAUUAUUUACAAAGCCGUGCAGAAACCAUGCAAAAUAUAGAAUCCACUGUAGUUGAGCUAGGUGGAAUUUUUGCACAGCUUGCAACCAUGGUAAAAGAGCAAGAAGAAAUGGUUGAAAGAAUUGAUGCUAAUGUGCAAGAUGCUGAACUGAAUGUUGAGGCAGCUCACGGUGAAAUCUUGAGGUACUUCCAAUCAGUAACAUCAAACCGUUGGCUAAUGAUAAAAAUAUUUGCAGUUCUCAUAUUUUUCUUUAUAUUCUUUGUUGUAUUCUUAGCUUGAUUUUGUUCUAUAUAUGUAAAUUCUCAUGCCAUGCUUUAUGAAUUCAAUAAGAAAUUUGCUCAGUUACCAGUAGUUUCCUAGUUCUUGCUUCAUGGUUAUUUCAGUUUUGUAGCCAAAUUAUUUUUGGUUUUGAAUGACACUGUUCAGUCAAAAUCAGAUCACUGACAAAAAUUCUGAACUGCUAUUUUUAUUUAGAAUUUUUUCCUCCUAUCCUAUAUCUCAAUCUAUUUAUGAAAAAGUCUGUUUACCUUUUACAUGGUUGUAGAAUUUUUCAAAAGAACUUUCUAUCUUAAUUAUAUCUGAACCAUAUUUAAUCUGGUGUCUGUUGAACUUGUGUCUUAUCUCGUAUUUUUAAAUCCAAGUUAUAUUUUUGUAAAUGCUUGAUCAUUUAUAGAGAAUAGCUUACCUAAGAGCAUCUACUUGUAUUGUCCUUGCCUGGAACAUUUAUACCGUCUGUGGAUCCUUAAAUUGGUUGCUUUGUGUUUUAUUGGAAAUAUGAAACAGCUUUAAAGCUCUGAACCCUUGUAAGUGUAAUAUUAAUGACCAUUCCAUAUCCAAUUUGCUUUUCAUUGAUAAUACCUGUAAUAUUAAUGCUCUCUUUGAAGUAGAAAUUACAUACCGGUACUUACCAAAUUACAUUUUUAAUAAGAUUUUGGGGAGAGUAAGUAUCCUCUUCAACAUCUUAUGCGCCUCAAGUCUGUGCCAAGAGUAGCCGUCAAUUUUCUCUGUCCAGAUGAAGUAAAAGCUAACCAAGAAAACUUUUAUCGUAAUGAAAUCAUUGCAUCAUAUUUGGAAGACUGAAAGAUGUAGACAGUCGUUGGUCCAAGCUGACAUUUUUUUUAGUGAAAUUGAGUGUUUUGUUUGUAUAAGCAAUUCUUUUUGAAACAGUUUGUUGAAGACUGCUGCAUUACUUUUUAAGAAAUUUGGUGAUAGGGUGCAGCAAGCACAAUCCUUGGUGAAAUUUAGUGAUACUUAUGAGGCUGUUCCAUAAAUAAUGUUGUUUGUAUACUCAGCUGGGCUGAACUUUUUAAAAUGUGUAUUGCAAAUCCUAUGUUCAUACAUUUUGCAGCAGGUCUUAACUUUAUCUGAGUUUGUUUACUAUAUCAUAUUGUGCAUUUGUCAUUUGUUCAUACUGGGGCCUCACGUGUUAAAGGAUAAGAGAUAUUAUUGUUGAGUAAAAUGCACUUUACUAGAGAAA
This is a messenger RNA of Frankliniella occidentalis (western flower thrips), 2488 nucleotides long. RefSeq names its product syntaxin-5 (gene Syx5). Gene Ontology annotation, cellular component: endomembrane system; SNARE complex; Golgi membrane. The coding region runs from base 181 to 1290 and encodes 369 amino acids. Gene Ontology annotation, biological process: endoplasmic reticulum to Golgi vesicle-mediated transport; intracellular protein transport; vesicle fusion. Gene Ontology annotation, molecular function: SNARE binding; SNAP receptor activity. The transcript has 6 exons. The record is from RefSeq and is a predicted model, not a curated record. Lineage: Eukaryota; Metazoa; Arthropoda; Insecta; Thysanoptera; Thripidae.